AUGCCGGCCAAAACUCCCAUCUAUUUGAAGACCUCAACUCCCAAGAGGGGGAAAAAGCCCAAACUUAGAGACAUGCUAUCGAGGGAAAUGAUUAGUCCUCCUCUGGGUGAUUUCAGGCACAGUGCUCACAUUGGAGUCCAUGGAGAAGGGGAUAUGUUUGGAGAGUUGUCUUUCUUGCAAGGAAAGUAUGACCUGCUCCCAAACUUGAGCCACAAAUUGACAAUGAAGGGCACGGAAGCUGGCUCAAACGAAGAGUUACACACUCAUUCCAGCUCUGGGAGUUAUCGCCCCUUUUUAAAAAAUGCAGUGUCACUGCCAGCCUUCACUGGAACCCAGAGUCAAGAAAAGGCUCCUCCAAAACCUCCUCGUUUGCACUUGGAAGACGCCCCAAGCCAACGUUCAAUGUCCGUUAGCUAUGGGAACGGAUCUUUCCGAAGAGAAGACGAUAUGUCAUUUUCAUCAAUCUCCCAAGACGGACAAAGUCGAUUUCUGGAAGCUUCCAUGAGCUCGUCCGAAGGAUCUAUCAGUGGAAGUGGUGCUCAAAGUCCAGGAAAGAAUUUAGACCACAUACAGGACGACAGAUGUAGUGAACACUCCAAAGAACAAAGUCUUCCUAAAUCCGAGUCUCCUUUUCGACUUGAGCUAGAUCUUGGACCUUCCAUUCUGGAUGAGGUUCUAAGGAUAAUGGAUGAAUACAAGGCCUAA
This is a messenger RNA of Pelobates cultripes (western spadefoot toad), 705 nucleotides long. Lineage: Eukaryota; Metazoa; Chordata; Amphibia; Anura; Pelobatidae. The record is from the annotation of a GenBank genome assembly.